CUCACUCAAUCAUUCGAUAAAUAACAUAGUUGACGGACAGCACUAUAGUGACAACGUGCAGUAGCGACUAUUUUUUAUCUUCAAUUUGCUCAGGUGGUUUGCAAUUUAAAAUGUUUGUAGUUCAAUUUUCGGUUGCGAAAGAAUUUAAUAAAAUACCACAUCUAAAGCCGGAAGAUAUUGAAACAAUUCGAAAUUGGCUGAAAACACAGCCACAUCUUCCCAAUCAACAAGUGACGGAUCUAGACAUAGUAUUGGCAUACCAUUGUUGCGAAUAUAAUAUGGAAUUGACAAAGCAGGUGAUUGACCUCAACUAUACUCUUAGGACGAUGUUCUCAUUCUAUUCGAACAGAGAUAUAAACAAGUCUUUAGAACUUGCUCUUCAUACAUGGUUAAUAACCCCAUUACAGACAGUAACACCUGAAGGGUAUCGAGCUGUUUAUUGUCAGUUGUUAGAUGAUGAUCCAAAGAAAUCUGUAUACAGUGACUUAGUAAGGGCUUUCGUUAUGAUACUUGAUCUCUGGCAAUAUGAAGAGGGUACUGUACCAGGAAUAAUAAUCAUUGUAAACAUGGAUAAAGUAACACUAAACCACAUAACUCGAAUUGAUCUUAAAGUAGCACAAGAGUUUUUCUAUUUCAUACAGGAGGCCAUGUUCAUUCGCCUUAAAGAAUUUCAUUUCAUAAAUGCACCUGUUUUUGUGGAUAAAAUGCUUACUAUGAUGAAACCUAUCAUGAAAAAGGAGAUGCUCGACUUGCUGAAAGUCCAUCAAGUGGGUUCAAAUACUUUAGAACAAUACAUUCAUUUGGAAACUUUACCAAAAGAUGCUGGAGGCCAUAAUGAAAAUUCACAAGAAUUAAGAGAUAAAGUAUGGAACAAAUUAAAGUUAAAUAAGAAGUUUUUUGAGGAAGAAUCAAAGAAAAGAGUGGUUGAAUCGAAAAGACCAGGUCAGCCCAAAACAAUUAGCACUAUCUUCCCAGGACUAGAAGAAUCAUUUAAGAAUUUAGAAAUCGAUUGAUGUUAUUUACUAUCCAAUGAUUGUAUAUUAAAGUAACCCUGA
Galleria mellonella (greater wax moth) is the source of this 1055-nucleotide messenger RNA. RefSeq lists its product as uncharacterized. Gene Ontology annotation, cellular component: membrane. Lineage: Eukaryota; Metazoa; Arthropoda; Insecta; Lepidoptera; Pyralidae. The coding region runs from base 111 to 1013 and encodes 300 amino acids. The transcript is spliced from 6 exons. Gene Ontology annotation, molecular function: phosphatidylinositol bisphosphate binding. The record is from RefSeq and is a predicted model, not a curated record.